UUUAUGUACCCUCUUUCAGGAGCAAAACUACAGAAUGGAAAAACAAUCAAACUUUCAGGAGCAAAAUCUUAUUUAGGAAGCAGCAUGUGAAUGUAAUCAAAUCCUGGUUUCUGAUCAGAGCCGGCUUGUAUGCGCUCGUUGUUCUUCUCACUUUCAUGCUGGUAGAUUUUUAUUCGGUAGAGGGUUAAGUAUGGCAUCAGCAGCAACAGAGUUCUUGAUUGGCAAAAUUGGGGAAGCUCUUGAGAAGGAAGCAUCCUCCAUUGCUGGCGUUCGUGAUCAAGUGGAUGAGAUAAAGCAAGAGCUGGUCAGCAUGAAAUCCUUUUUAGAGGAUGCUGAGGGAAAGAAAAUAGACACUGAAGGAGAGAAGGAAUGGGUAGCAAGCAUUAGAAACUCUGUCUAUGAUGUUGAAGAUAUUAUUGAUGAAUUCAUGUACCGCAUGCACGAGCUGCGAAAUGGAGGUCGACUUGCAAGGUUACUAUGCAAAACCACUCUUAUUCCAAAGAAUUGGUACAGAAGUAGGUUUGCAAGGUGGCUUCGCAAAACCAUUCACAUUCCAACCAGAUUACAAUGCAGGGGCCGAUUUGUAAGGUGGCUUCGCAAAUGCAUUCAAAUUCCUGAGUAUCUUUGGUACAGGCAUCAAAUUGCCAAAAAGCUGCAAAAAAUCACAAAAACCAUCAGAGAGAUUCCAGAGAGAAAAAAGAGAUAUGGUAUCAUUCGCGUGGAAGGGACAGGUUCUAAUAAUAUUUGCAAUCGAGUGCAGAACCAAGCAGAGUCAUCUCUUUUUGUUACAGAAGAUGAACUUGUAGGAUUUGAAGACAAGAAGAACCUGCUCAUAGGAUGGCUGUUGAAUGAGGUAAAACAUCAAAUUGUUGUUUCUGUGGUUGGAAUGGGAGGAUCAGGGAAGACAACUCUAGUUGCCAAAAUCUUUACUGAUGAUGCUGUAAAGAAUCAUUUCGAAUGUUAUGCAUGGAUUACUGUUUCACAAUCUUAUGUGAUCGAAGACUUGUUUCGAAGCUUGAUCAAGGGAUUUCACCAAUCAAGGAAGGAAAAGGUCCCUGGAAAGUUGAGUUCCAUGAGCUACAGGGAAUUGCUAGAGAUACUGGUUAACUACUUGAGGUUUAAAAGAUAUGUUAUUGUUUUGGAUGAUGUGUGGAAUAUCCAACUUCUGAGAGAAAUAAGGGUAUCACUUCAAGAUAGACAGCUUGGAAGUCGAAUCCUGCUAACAACUCGAAAAGAUGACGUAGCAUUCCAUUCUUUUGGAGUUGAAAUCCUUGUUCAUCGCAUUCAACCCUUGGAGAACAAUGAAUCCUGGGAGCUUUUCAGCCGGAAAGCAUUCUUAACUUACCAUAACAAGUGUUGUCCUGCAGAACUGAAGUCAUUAGCUUGCGAACUAGUGGCAAAGUGUAAAGGUCUACCUUUGGCAAUCGUGACUCUAGGUGGUCUUAUGUCAUCAAAGAAAUCAUCUGCUGAGUGGAGAGAGGUGUGCAACAACUUAAAUUGGCAUCUUACAAACGAUCACUCUCUGGAACCAGUGAAGAGCAUCUUGUUGCUUAGUUACAAUGAUUUGCCAUACCGUUUGAAGCAUUGUUUCUUAUAUUGUUGCCUCUUUCCAGAAGACCAUUUGAUAGGAAGAUACAGGCUUGUGAGAUUGUGGAUAGCUGAAGGUUUUAUUGAACAUGUCAGUGGCGUCACACUAGAAGACCUUGCAGAGAGGUACCUUAUAGAGCUAACUUUUCGCAGCAUGUUGCAAUUUGUGAAGAAGGAUUCUCAAUCUAGAAUCCCAGAACAAUGCAUAAUGCAUGAUCUCAUGCGGGAGAUUGCUCUCUCAACUUCAGAAAGAGAAAAAUUUGGUGUCGUAUCUGAUAGGAGAGGAGUAGUAAAAGAAACUAGAGUUCGUCGUUUGGCGAUUCAUACAACCGAAGGAGAAAUUGAAUCAUGCCCAGGUAUGUUGCAGCUUCGUUCAUUACUUGUGUUUCCUUCUGGCUCAAGUUCUCCAUUGUUAACAAAUACAUGGUCUUCUGGGUUCUACUUGUUGAGAGUUCUAGAUUUGGAAUAUGUGCCAAUUGAAAAGCUUCCAGACAAUCUAGUGUACUUGUUCAAUUUAAGAUAUUUGAAUCUUAGAGGAACUCGGAUUAAAAGGCUUCCAAAAUACAUUGGAAGGCUCCACAACCUCCAAACCUUGGACAUCAGUGAUACAAGCGUAAAGAUACUCCCUAGUGGAAGUUCAAAGUUGAUAAACCUGCGCCAUCUGUAUAUGGGACAUUUCAAUGCGACUGGAUUUGAAACCUUCAUAUGUGCUAAUGGGAUUAGAGCAUCAUCACAUAUAUCCAUGUUCAAGAAAUUGCAAGAUUUAUUUUUUGUUCGGUCAGAUAAGAACAUGAUCAGACUUCUGAGAGAUAUGACCCAAAUUAGGAUGCUUGGCAUUACAAACAUAAAGGAAAGUGAUGAAAUGGAGCUCUGUGCCUCAAUUCAGAAGCUGAAGAUCCUGGUCUGGUUGAACUUAUCAGUAAGUAAUAGUUCGGAGGGAUUUCUUCGAAUUGAUGCACUUGUUUCACCUCCUCCAUAUCUUGAGUCCCUUAUGUUACGUGGUAAACUGAAAAUGGUACCAUGUUGGUUUUGUUCAUUAGAGUGCCUCACACAUAUAGAUCUGCGUUGGUGUAGACUUGAAGAAGAUUUACUGCCUCACAUUGAGGCGCUUCCCUGUCUGGAACGUAUUCUCCUUGAUAAUGCUUAUGUUGGGAAAGAGAUGAGUUUCAGUAGAGGCUUUGCAAAGCUCACACAUUUGGAGUUGUUCAAUUUCCGAGUACUUAAUACAUUAAGUAUAGGAAAAGGGGUGAUGCCAAAUCUCCAAUACCUGGGGCUUCGAAGCUGCAAGAAACUGAAGACAUUGCCGCAUGGUCUUGAAUACCUAGCUCAUCUCGAAAAAUUGUAUAUGGAGUGUGUUACAAGGAAACUUGUAGAGUCUAUACGAGAAGGAGGUGUGGAUCGUCCAAAGGUGCAACACAUCCGCAUAAUUGACCAUCAUUACAAAACAACUUCUGGGCUGUCCUAUGAGAGCUUAUCCUAGCUUCUGUCCUCUUUAAAAGGUAUGCAACUUUUUCCAUUUUCUUGGAUUUGUAGAACGAGAAUCUGAAAACAAACGAGAAUGCAGACACGUGUACAAAUAAAAAUGUGAUUUAUUUAUAAUCAAGCGCGGGGUUACAAUCUUUGUAAACUCCUCUGAUUCUAUCUCCGUAUGUGACUUGGCUCAAAGGUGAUGUGCACUUGAUCUUGGAUUUGGAUUUGAUAAAGAACGAACAAUUUGGUAGUUUGAUGAUUCUUCGUGGACUUGAGUUCGGAUUUGGACUUGAUGAAGAACGAUCGAUUUGGCAGCUUGAUGAUUCUUCGUGGACUUGAGCUUGGAUUUGGAUUUAUUGAAGAACGAUCUAUUUGGCAGCUUGAUGAUUCUUCGUGGACUUGAGUUCAGAUUUGGACUUGAUGAAGAACGAUCGAUUUGGCAGCUUGAUGAUUCUUCGUGGACUUGAGCUUGGAUUUAGAUUUGUUGAAGAAUGAUCAAUUUGGCAGCGUGAUGAUUCUUCGUGGACUUGGGAGAUUUCGGGAUUUGUCGAGAGUGAUAUUGCUGAAGUGAUUUUCUCUCUUCUUCUCAAGUCCAUUCUCUUCAUGUUGGAAUGUGUAU
Molecule: messenger RNA, 3676 nt
Organism: Argentina anserina (silverweed cinquefoil)
Lineage: Eukaryota; Viridiplantae; Streptophyta; Magnoliopsida; Rosales; Rosaceae
Product: disease resistance protein RPM1-like
Exons: 2
Coding region: 191-3067 (958 amino acids)
Biological process (GO): defense response to other organism
Molecular function (GO): ADP binding
Source: RefSeq, a predicted model, not a curated record